Messenger RNA from Coregonus clupeaformis (lake whitefish), 7007 nucleotides. Its product is annotated as ral GTPase-activating protein subunit alpha-2-like. Lineage: Eukaryota; Metazoa; Chordata; Actinopteri; Salmoniformes; Salmonidae. Gene Ontology annotation, molecular function: GTPase activator activity. The record is from RefSeq and is a predicted model, not a curated record. Gene Ontology annotation, biological process: positive regulation of GTPase activity; regulation of small GTPase mediated signal transduction. Bases 137 to 6358 code for a protein of 2073 amino acids. The transcript has 42 exons. Gene Ontology annotation, cellular component: cytoplasm; nucleus.
UAGCGGCGAAACGUAUGUUUACCGAGCAAGAAUAGAGCGGUGGUGAGGAAAGUGGCGCUGUCAAAGCAUAGGCUGACUGUAUGUUAAAAAAAAGUCGUAGCUAAUUCCAGAUUUCAAAAUUGCGUUUUACAGCGGAAUGUUCACUCGAAGGGGCCAUGGAGACGUCAAGAAAUCUACACAGAAAGUUCUGGACCCAAAGAAGGAUGUAUUGACCCGACUGAAGCACCUCCGGUCACUGUUAGAUAUCUUUGAGAAGAGUGAAUUGAAGACCUUCUUCGAAAGCAACUGUUCUCAGAUUUAUUUUAUCUUCUAUGAAAAUUUCAUUACACUGGAAAGUAACUUAAAGCAAAAAGGGAACAAAUCUCAGAGGGAGGAGCUGGACUCUAUCCUCUUUAUUUUUGAAAAAAUUCUGCAACUUCUACCAGAAAAAAUCUACAGUCGAUGGCAGUUCCACAGUAUAGGUUCUAUUCUGAAAAAGCUUUUGCACACUGGAAACUCAUUCAAGAUCAGAUGUGAGGGCAUCCGUCUGUUGUUGCUGUGGCUGCAGGCCCUGCAGAAUAACUGUGCAGAGGAGCAGUUCCUCAUCUUCGCCUGCCUGGUGCCAGGCUUCCCUGCCGUGCCCUCCACCAGAGGACCCUGCACCCUGGAUACCAUCAUCUACAACCCUUUCUCCAACCCACCCGAUUCCAAGGUGGUGCCUGAGGAAAUCACCCCACUGGUGCCAGCUGUGCCAGGGGAGAAGCUGGCAGACGACCAGACCUGCUAUAUCCUCCAAACCCUGCUCAAGUUCAUGGUUGUUCAGGCGUCCAGUUUAGAGUGGAGGAACAAAGACAACCAGGACACUGGCUUCAGGUUUCUCUUCAGUCUGUUCAAGAAGUACUACCUUCCCCACCUCUUCCCCUCCUUCACCAAACUCACCAACCUCUACAAGCCGCUUUUAGACCUCCCUCACCACAGACCGAAGCCUCUGUAUGUCCCGGUGACCCGUAACCACGAGAGCACGUUCUGUACGAGGGACCAGUACCUAGCUCCCCGCGUUGCCUUCAUCACCUGGCUGGUCACCUUCUUCCUGGAGAAGAAGUACAUCAGCACCGCCACCCCCAGCGCCAAGAACGGGACGAACGAUGUCAUCCCCAAACUCAUCCAGACUGUCACUGCAGGCGGUAGCAGUCAGGAGAAGGAGAGGGACAAAGAUCGUGGUGGUAGUGAGGGGGAGCCCAACGGCCCUACGGAGCCAGAGAAGAGCCACUCUAACAGUAGCACGCUGUCUGACCGGCGGUCCAGCGACUCUAGCCUGUGCAGCAUCGAUGAGGAGCACCGCAGCGUCUAUGACAUGGUGCACGGCAUCCUGCUCUCCACACGGGACAACAUCAACUUCGUCAACGAGGUCUUCCACCAGGCCUUCCUGUUGCCCUCCUGUGAGGCGUCAGCGACCCGGAAGGUGAUCAAGGUGUACAGGAAGUGGAUCCUGAUGGAGAAGCCAGGCUUCAUGACAGAGCCAGAGAAGAGCAGACAGGCUGAGGUGGAGGAGAACCCUGAGCAGCUGCUCAUCACUGAGACUGACAACACACACACACAGAUGUUGGAGAGUCAUGGUCACAAGCGUUCGUCCAGUUGGGGCAGAACAUACUCCUUCAGCAGUGCCAUCAGCCGUGGCUGUCUCACUGAGGAACAGAACAGAGACAUCAAGGCUGGCAUCCAGCCCACCCUGCAGGUGUUCCUGACCAACUCUGCCAACGUGUUUCUGCUAGAGCCGUGCCAGGACGUGCCCAAACUACUGGACAACCAGGUGGAGGUGUGCAAGGGGGUGCUGAGCAUCUACCGCCACAUGAUCAUGGAGCAAGCCAUGAACACACAGACAUGGCAGCAGAUGCUACAGGUGCUGCUGAGGAUCACUGAGGCGGUGAUGAAGAGGCCUCAGGAGAACCAAAGAAAAGAGCCCUUCGCUGAGAGCCUGGCUGCCAUCCUCUUCAGGACGAUCAUCGUGGCGUGGGUGCGGGCCAACCUGUGUGUGUUCAUCUCCCGGGAGCUGUGGGACGAGCUGCUGUCUGUGCUGUCGUCUCUGACAGGCUGGGAGGAGCUGCUGACAGAGUGGGCUAGCAUCAUGGAUUCUCUGACCACUGUCCUAGCCCGCUCCGUCUACGGCCUGGACAUGAGCAACCUGCCCCUGGACAAACUCAGCGAACAGAAGGAGAAGAAACAGAGGGGACGGGGAGUGGUCCAGGACUCCCAGAAGGCAGCAGCAGUGGCCAGGUCCUUCUCUCUGAGCUUGAGGACCCAGGGAGACCAGCAGGGGGUCCAGGAGCCCAUGAGGUUCCGCAGCGCUACCACGUCAGGGGCCCCCGGCGUGGAGAAGGCCCGCAACAAUGUCCGACAGAAAGCCACAGCUAAGCGAAGCCAGUCUAUCAGCAACUGUGUCCAUCUUUACGAGGCUUUGCCCGCUACUAAAAGCGUUCCUAUGCUGCUUCACACUGUGAGCUCUUUCUUGCCUGGUAUCUCCUCCUCUUCUGGUAACUCUUGCUCUCACAGGCUUUCAGACGUGGAGGAGGGCCAGCUGUCAGAGUGUGGGGGAGACGGAGAGCUGGAGGCUGGUGACAGCCCUCUACCACGCAGCAGCAGCACCUCCGACAUCACACAGCAACUGGCUGACACCUUCCCAGGCCAGAAGAGAGCGUACUCUCCCAACAACUCCUGUAGCUCCGAUGGCAGGACGUCAGAAGGGAGGAGAGACGGCGACCCACCAGUGAUUUUGAUCCGGCGGAGCAGCAGUCCGGCUGAGCUGGACUACCCUGUAGAGGGACACAACACCUACACAAGGCCCCAGCUCCAGGAGAAAAGCGAGAGUGUGAGCAGCGAGACGUCCAACGGCUACCUGAACAACGCUGACAGCAGCCUGCUGGCCUGGCAGGCGUUUGAGGAGGAGGCAGACUUCCAUUCAGCACAGAUAGGCAUCAUAGCAGACACAGAGAGCCAGAGGAACCUGCUGCUCAGCAACAAUGAGGCCCUGGCAGGUCCUGAGUGUGCCCUCUCUCCCCACUCUGCACCCCUGUCCCAGCACCAACACCACCAGCACCCCCCCGCCUCGCCAGCUUUGCUCGUGCAUCCUGAGUGCCCCCAGCUCCUGGAGGACACCAUGCAUCAGUCUGUGUUACACAUGCCUCAGGACCUGGACAGCAGUGAGUGUCUGACUGAUGAUGUCAGCAUCAUCGCAGGCGGGAGCCUGACAGGCUGGCACGCUGACUCAGCCUUUGUGCUCUGGAGGAGGAUUCUGGGUAUCCUGGGGGAUGUCAACAGCAUCCGCUGCCCCAGGAUCCACGCCAAGGUGUUCAGUUACCUCUACGACCUGUGGCACAAAUUGGCAAAGAUCCGGGACAACCUGGGCAUCAGUGUGGAUAACCAGUCGUCUCCUCCCCGGCCUGUCUUCAUCCCUCCUCUCAGAAUGCUGGCCUCCUGGCUCUUCAAGGCCACCAUGCUGCCAGCAGAGUUCAAGACGGGGAAGCUGCAGGCCUAUAAACUCAUCUGUGAGAUGAUGACUAAGAACCAGGACGUGCUGCCCAACAGUGACUUCCUGGUCCAUCUCUACCAAGUCAUGCACAAGGGCUUCACCAGCGAGGACCAGGACGUUCUAAACACAGUGAUCCGUUCCUGUUCCCCACGCUUCUUCUACCUGGGCCUGCCUGGCUUCACUAUGCUGGUGGGAGACUUCAUUACCGCUGCAGCACGCAUCCUCAGCCACGACUCCUCAGAGGCUCCGAGGAUUGACGCACAGACCGUCCUUGGGUCGCUGGUCUGUUUACCCAACCUCUACCUGCAGAUUCCACUACUGCAGACCGUUCCCGGAACUGAUGACAUUGUUGUCGGGAACGAGGACAUCAAGGACUAUCUGGUCAACAUCUUACUGAAGACGGCACGGAAUGAACCCUGUGAAGCGGCCAGGUAUAUAGCUGUAUGUAGUCUGGGCCUGUGGGUAUGUGAGGAGCUGAUGCAGAACAAUAUUCACCACCAGGUCAAGGAUGCCAUCAAUGUACUGGGCGUAACACUAAAGUUUGGGAACAAGGCCGUGGCUCAGGUAGCCUGUGACCUGUUCCAGCUCCUCAUCUCUCACUGGGAACACCUCCAGAGGCUAGAGCGCUCUCUCCCAAAGAAGAUCAUUGAGAUCUUUGUGGCCACUAUAGCAUUUCUGUUGCCGAGCGCAGAGCACUCGACGGUGGAGGCUGACAAAAAGCUAAUGGUGUCUCUGCUGCUGUGCCUGCUGGACUGGUGCAUGGCCAUGCCCCUGAGUAUGCUGCUGGAGCCCAUCAGCAUGCCCGUGCUGGAGGACCCCACAUCCCACAAGGCCCCUCUGCUCGACUAUAUCUACAGGGUGCUUCACUGCUGUGUCUCUGGCUCCAACCUGCACACCCAGCAGAGUCACUACCUCCUGAGCCUGUCUGACCUCUCCACUGACUAUGACCCCUUCCUCACGCUGGGCCAGGUCAAGUGUUCUGAGCCCCCGCCCUCACACACCGCCACAGACUUUGGCAACCUUCUCACCGUGGCCGAGGAGAAGAAAAGACGGAAUAUGGAGCUGAUCCCUCUGACGGCGCGGAUGAUCAUGACACACCUUGUGAACCACCUGGGCCACCAUCCCCUCAGUGGUGGCCCCGCCCUCCUGCACAGCCUGGUCAGUGAGAACCACGACAACCCCUUUGUGGAGUCAUCAGAGCUCUCCUCGGAGGUAUUCAAGAGCCCCAACCUGCAGCUGUUUGUGUUCAACGACAGCACCCUGGUGUCCUACCUCCAGGUGCCUUCAGAGCCCUCUGGUCCAGGGGAACCAUACAAGAACUCCUCCCAGGUACGGGUCAUCGUCAGGGACAUCUCUGGAAAGUACUCCUGGGACGGAGGGGUCCUCUACCGCACCCAGGAGGGAGUCAACAGCAUGCAUCAGGGGAGUGAAGACCCCUCCAACCACUCCACCACCAAGCCCACCUCACCAGGGACCUCAGAGCGCUCCAACCCUCCUGGCUGGGACUCCCAGUCAGGCUGUGAUGAGGAGGAGAAGGAGGAGAAGGAGGAGGAGGAGGAGGAGAAGGUUGAUGUCCUGGACCAGCUCCUGGAGGACCUGGGAUACAGCAGCCCUGAGUGCCUGCCCCAGCCCCGGCUUAGGCUCAACCAGCCAGCCCCCUCUCCCUGUGGGAUGAACCUGGAGCAGGAGGGGGCCAUCAUGGAGGCCAUCCUCAGGCAGACGCAGCAGGAGGAGGAGCAGGUGAAGAGGUGGAAUGCAGACGUGAACGUCAAGGCCACCGGCCAGAGAGAACCCGCUCACCAGGAGCCCAAAGCUCUCUUCUACUUCUGCAGACUGCUACUCAACGACCUGGGCAUGAACUCAUGGGACCGCAGGAAAAGCUUUCAUCUCCUGAAGAAGAACUCAAAGCUCUUGAGAGAACUGAAGAAUUUGGAUUCCAGGCAGUGCAGGGAGACACACAAGAUCGCUGUGUUCUACAUCGGAGAGGGUCAGGAGGACAAGUGCUCCAUCCUGUCCAACAGCGCAGGCAGCCAGGCCUACGAGGAUUUAGUGUCUGGCCUGGGAUGGGAGGUGGAUCUAGCCACACACUGUGGCUUCAUGGGAGGGCUUCAGAGGAAUGGCAGCACAGGACACACUGCACCCUACUAUGCUACCUCCACAGUGGAAGUCAUCUUCCAUGUGUCAACACGCAUGCUGUCCAACUCUGACGACUGCCUCACCAAAAAGCUGCGUCACCUGGGAAACGACGAAGUUCACAUAGUGUGGUCGGAGCACAGCAGGGACUAUCGGCGUGGCAUCAUCCCCACUGACUUUGGAGACGUGCUGAUCAUCGUGUACCCCAUGAAGAACCACAUGUUCUUCAUCCAGAUCAUGAAGAAACAACAGGUCCCUUUCUUUGGGCCUUUGUUCAGCGGCGCCAUCGUCACUGGAACGCUGCUGCCCAGCCUGGUGCGUGCCACCUGCAUCAACGCCAGCAGAGCUGUCAAGUCCCGCCUGACGCUCUACCAGAGCUUCUAUGAGGAGCGGGCGCUGUACCUGGAGGCCAUCGUGCAGAACCAUCGGGAGGUCAUGACCUUUGAGGACUUUGCCUCGCAGGUCUUCUCCCCUUCACCCAGCUACUACCCAAUGAGUGGGACAGCGUGCAGGCGUUGGCCGGGGAUGGUUUGGGACAUGGAGUACCCUUGGGCCAAGCUGGACUGCUCCCUCAGCGGCAGCACGAGUGCUGAGCUCAGUGUUUCCAUAGGAAUGGACCAGGUGGACCAGGUCUCUCCCACGAUGCCCCGUGCCACAAAGAACAGAGUUUCCGGAAAACUCCGCCGAUCAGCCAGCGCCAUAAGCAAAUCCUCCAACUGAGCUCUCUCACCCAAACCACCCCCAAAACCUCCCCUGCUUCGCCUUUACUACUGGUCCUGUUUUAAAACUUCAUACCGACCCCUCAUGACUGCAGUUUGGGUGUGUGCAUUGUUUGUUUGUUUUGUGUGUCUCGUUUAAACAUAUAACUGGAGCAUAUUGCACAUUUGAAUUUGUGGCAAUUAUUGAUACUUUGAUACAUUUCCAAUUGUUUUGCUGUUGAAUUGCAUAUUUGAGAUGAAGCUAUUGAAGUUUUUUCCAAUGUGGCUGCAUUUUGUUUUGGAAGAAUCAGAGCUUCUUUUUAAUUUAUGACUGAUAAAUAGUUAGUACAGUGAUAAAACAAGAGGUAUGAAUAGCCAGGGACUGGAGUGAAAGAUCAUGUUAGGAGGCUUGAAGUCCACCUAUCAUGAGCAAUUCAAUAUAGGUUUUUCAUGCCAUAGCUGUUGAGCUGGUAGUUGACACUGCUGUAGAGUAAAACUCUAAGAGGCUUCAAUUCUAGAGAAAUGGGAGAUUGUUUUAGAUUGUAUUCUUGUGAAGAGAAGCAACCGUGCAUAUAUAGUUAAUAUAUAUUGUAAUAAAACUGCAGGACAAAAAUAAGUUUCUUAUCAUCCAUAUGCAUUUUGAUAUGUCUGCCUUUUUGGUUUCCUCAUUG